GGUACCCAAAACGCAGACUCAUGGCCCUUCCUCAGUUGCCCCGUGUUCUUCUCAGCAUCGCCGUCCUCUUGGCCGCCAUUGUUGGCGGUCUUUACCUUCAAAUACGGCCGUUACUGCUUGCUGGAGGCCUUGGACGUGUCAUUGAGUCUGUCGGGAACCGCAAUUGCUCGAUGGUGCCAGAACUGCAAGCAUGUGAAAAGGUCGUGCUCCAUCAGCCCACAGGUAAAAUAUACCUCGCAUGCUCAGCUCUCGAAACUCGUGUUUCUUGGACACCGGCUCUCAAUCGUUUGGACGCGACUGGCGUGUCAGGGCAAGAUUAUGUCGCGACAUAUGAUCCCUCAACGCAUGGUAUUACCCGUUUGAAGUUGGCUGGUUUCAACUCGACGCGCGGCAUACACGUACAUGGCAUGGACGUCGUCCCUUCAUCUGUUGAUCCGUCAUUGCUCUAUGUUUAUCUCGUGAAUCACCGACCACCGGCCUAUGGCGAUGCAAAGAAGCUCGGGGCCGAUUCUGUCAUUGAAGUUUUCAAGACUCGCCUCGGAAGUGAUGUGCUCACACAUGUGCAAACCUAUGCAGACCAGAUCAUCAUCACUCCGAACGAUGUCGUUGGUUCCUCCGACGGGAACAGCUUCUACUUUACAAAUGACCAUGGUUUGAAGACGGGGCUGAGAAGACUCGUUAGCACACUCCUUUUGACGCCCGACUCGUCCGUUGGCUUCUGCCACGCUGAUCAAGGAUGCAAAUACGCCAUCACAGGCUUACACAGUAGUAAUGGCAUCACCCGGGGUAAGAGUAUGAACGACACAUUUUAUGUCGCAGACUGUGGACUGGGUGAUGUCAAUGUCUUGGAGAGACAGUGGGACAACACACUCGUUUUGACAGAGGUCAUCAAAACAGGCACGGCGCUAGACAAUCUUGCCUUGGAUGAUGAUGGUGCCGUAUGGGUUGCUGGACUUUCGGAUGCCAUUGGCCUACUUACUAAAUUUUCCGAUCUCUCAUACAAAGUGGCUUCAUCAGCUUUCCGGAUCACUAUCAACUCAGGACCUAGUUCAUUCUAUGGUGAGAGGUACCAAGUAGACAAGGUGUUCGAAGAUUCAGGUGAAAUUGCCUCGGGUACCACGUCCGUAGUAUAUGAUUCCCAGAGAAAGAGACUGUUUUUACAUGGAAUUGCUUCUCCUCAUCUAGAUUUUCUCUUCGUAUCUCAUCGUUCUGGCUACAUAUAUUAAUGGAUUACACACACUAGUACGUUAUCGCUUUCACAUAUUUAUCUUCAUAUGCCACAGUCGUUUGCAAUCCCCUUCGUUCAAGUUGCUGUUCGUGUUCAUGUUGAUUUUACGCUAGUGUGAUCCAUUGGUGUAACUAGUACCCACUAUCUCUUAUUGUCUCUUAUUGUGAUCUUCGUUCUGCAUAUCCCCUAUUGUUAUCUUUUCGUGUGCGUAACGCUCUGUACAACAAUGAUAAAGCUUAUCUGCAUGGGUGUCACAAAUAGUAAAGUUCAAGGGCGUUCUACGA
Molecule: messenger RNA, 1512 nt
Organism: Serpula lacrymans var. lacrymans S7.9
Lineage: Eukaryota; Fungi; Basidiomycota; Agaricomycetes; Boletales; Serpulaceae
Exons: 8
Coding region: 21-1226 (401 amino acids)
Source: RefSeq, a predicted model, not a curated record